Messenger RNA from Phytomonas sp. EM1, 1146 nucleotides. The record is from the annotation of a GenBank genome assembly. NCBI's taxonomy places the organism in Eukaryota, Euglenozoa, Kinetoplastea, Trypanosomatida, Trypanosomatidae.
AUGUCGAAUAAGAUUCCUCAGUCGAGCGUGGAGUAUCAGUCCCGCAAUUACUGCCAAUGCGAUUUUUGCUGCAGCCGACGCGCUUUGAAUGCUAAGAAGCUUGGCGUCAGUCAACUCGCUUCCUGUCACACACGCGGCCAGUUCCAGAACGGUUGCCAUUGUUCCCGCCACGAUGCUGGUACCCGAACUACCCUCGACAAAAGAAAUGGCAACAUAACCUUCAAUCCAGACUACCCAGCUCCAGUUAACCAGACCGCCUUAAACGCGGCUCUCGGGCGUAAUGGUGUGCCUUCAGGGAACGAGUAUACCAUUUCACAGGGCUCUCUGAAGGGACUCCCAAAGUCUUAUACCUCAGGCGAUGAACCUUCAAAUCAAAAGAGAUCUGAGGAGGAUGUCAUGAAAGAGUUGGAUCACCUGGAACGGCUUCUGAUCCUCGAGCAUAAGGAACGCGUCGCAGCAAGUUUGGAAGCUGACCGUCUUAACACGCUGCGCAGCACCAAAAAGGAGCCUCGCCCGCUUCCGCUUCCUCCAGGUUAUACAGCAUCAUCGGAGAUGAUGCCGAAUGUUUCGUCUGACAGUGUUGCACUUCGAACGGGACACGGCGGAACAUUCAACAACAAUAGCGGCUUUUCUUCAAGUGGGGAUGUUACUAAGAAAGUGACUAUCCAAGAGGCCUUCCAGCUUGCACACCACUGUCCUGUGGCGACGGUUGCACAGUGCGACGCAUCGCAUCGCCUACAGGAUGCCCUUAACGGUGUGCGCAUGGUUGCGAUGGAUCCUACUAAUCCUAACAAUCGGGAAGCACUUCGAGAAAUUUUGCAGGCCAACCAUAUACAACCACCGGACAGCACUUCUAUGACUAGCAUACCAGGAGCCGACCGUGGCAUAAAAGGGGACAUGAAGCCGAAUGCCGCCGUAGAUAGCCUGGGGACAGAAUUCAAGGACACCUUAGCGUCUAUUCGCACUAGCCAGCACCACCCACAAGGGGCCGGCGUGAUUUGGGCUUCGGCAAGUGGAAAGGCUCUGAAGCCCUUGCCCAAGGCCGCAGACAACACAAUUGUGGCACCCUUGUUACAUCAAGAGACCACUUCUUCUUCCACAUACCCGGCAGGCAGUCUGAAGAAGAAGGUAGCUUAUGUAGCUUAG